AUGAAGAGAAAGAAUAUGGAUGCUUACCAGACCAUGCAAAAACUUGUUUUUCAAACCAAAAGGUGGCAAUUUGAAAGCAAUAUUAUCGGGAAAACUGAGGAAGAAAAUUAUGUCGGUGGAGUGAAAAACCAGACUGCAGAACAACAGGAUUCUAAAGGAGAAAAGAAACCUCCAGGUAAAGCUUCACCAUUUCUAAUGGCAGCAAUGAGAGGCAUCAUAGAGAUGGUGGAAAUUCUAGAUGUCUCUCCAGUGGUAGCUCUCGAUGUGGAUUCAGAUGGAAAGAAUAUUGUAUUGUUGGCGGCCGAGUACGGACAAACCCACGUUUAUAAGCAUAUGUUGAGAAUAGGAAAACUAAAAUUAUCUAAAAUGAUGAUGGACACUUUGUUUGGGGGAGUGGAUGAAGAGGGAAACAGCGCUUUGCAUAUGGCUGCCAAGUUCAACAAAGAGAAGCCUUGGAAUAUCCCAGGAGCAGCUCUUCAAAUGCAAUCGGAGAUCAAGUGGUACAAGUAUGUCCAGAAAUCCAUGGAACCAGGCUUCUUCAAACAUUACAACCUCAAACGCCAGACUGCCCAAGAGAUCUUCACCGACACUCAUAAGGACCUGCUCAAGAAAGCUCAAGAGUGGUUUAUCAGCACCUCACAGUCGUGUUCUGUGGUCGCCGCCCUUAUCGCCGCAGUUGCCUACACCUCCGCCACCACCGUGCCGGGAGGCAACAAUCAGAACACGGGUUUCCCCAUGUUCGAGAGCCAGUCCACCUUCCAGGUUUUCGCCAUGUCGUCUCUCAUCGCCCUAUGCUUCUCAGUGGCGGCUCUCGUCUCAUUCCUCUCCAUCCUCACCUCGCGCUUCCAUGAGUCGGACUUCGAGACCAAACUCCCAACGCAGCUCCUAGGCGGUAUCACCGCCCUCUUCUUGUCGAUUGUCGCCAACCUCGUCUCCUUCUGUGCGGGUCAUUUCUACAUCAUCCACAACAAGCUUGAGUCCAGCGUGUACUUCUUAUAUGGGUUCCUGAGCCUCCCGGUGAUGACAUUCUUCUUUAUGUCGCAGUUGCGUCUCUACGUUGAUCUCAUAAGGGCCCAGUUUUCCCAGGAGCCGGAACGAUCCGGAGAGCCACAUUGCUUCUAA
Molecule: messenger RNA, 1122 nt
Organism: Elaeis guineensis (African oil palm)
Lineage: Eukaryota; Viridiplantae; Streptophyta; Magnoliopsida; Arecales; Arecaceae
Source: RefSeq, a predicted model, not a curated record